UGUUUUAUGCCUCAUUGAAGUGACAAAUGCAAAUCGAGUGUGCAGACAUACGAAAGGAUACAGACGAGCUGAUUAUUAUGCCCCUUAUUUGAAAGACGCUUACAGAAAAUACAUUGCGUAUCAUCACCACUGGGAAGAUAAUCAACCAUACGAAUUUGAUUUGAAAAUUGAAAAUGGUGCACGACCUUAUUAUGUUUCCCUAGAACGAACCGAUGUAAAAUCACUAUGGUGGGAAUGUCAUCUACCAAAUGGUGGUUGUUGCAGGUGGUGGGGAUCUGAACAUCUCGACGACAGUUGUAUUGCCAAAUUUUAUUCGUCUUGGUCCAAAUAUUAUCGCCUAUGGGUAGAUACGAAAUAUAUUGAUGUGAACAAAGCUGUAUUAAUAGUAUUAGUAAACACCCCUGAGGGUAAUGUUUAUUAUUUUCAGCCGUUAACACAUAAUGUUAAAUCGUGCAGUGAAAUAGCCUAUAGACCGAUAAAAUUACAUUAUGAAAUUGAUGGAGGAUUUGUGAAAGACUCUUCAGGAAAUAUACUCUACACUUAUAUACCGGGGCACAAAGCUACACAGGUCUAUCAUAAAGAUGAAAUACUUAGUUCUCCUUUUAAAAUGCUACGACAAGGAACAUUGUACAUUGAAUUUAAAAUAUUUUUGCCACGUGGAUUCGAGAUGCAGGCAUACUUCUUUACAAAAAAUAGUGAAAAAGAAUGUAAUCCUCCGAGUUAUUUGAACCUGCGCAAUAUUUACGAAGCAAUAGGAUUCACCGAAGGUGUACAGAUGAUAUGGAGAUACUGGGAUUACUUAAAAAUAGCAUAUAUCACUUGUCGGAUUAAUCAGCCAGGAAUAUUGCUGGUGUACACAACCACGACACAAAAUAUGGAUACAGUUAGAGACUAUUUACGUCACCAGAUUUUUAUUCUCUACGAUAGAAUAAAUGAGAAAGAAUUCGACAUUUACUUAGAUGAAGAUCUCGACACAGAUUAUAGACUAUUUGCAGUAAAUUGGAAAGAAAAGAUUUAUCACGACAUUUCAGAAACAAUUUCAUUACCUGUACCAACAGGGACAACAUGCCAGCCUGCAAUGAAACCAACCCAACAACAUGCAGAUUUAUCAGUUUUGAAUAUUCAAACAUUCGUUGAUUUACAUGUGGGAUCAGCACAGACUAAAACAGCACCAUAUUAUCAAUGCACAAGGGAAAGUGAUGGCAAAAUUUAUCAGCAUUAUUAUCGAAUUAUUGUUCUGCCGACAUUCAAAAGUGUUCAAAUUAACAUCACAAUAUUACCCAGUGAGACGGAUAACUAUUUCUAUGAUGUAUUCGGUAGUCCCGUUGUGAGGAAGGCAUUACGUAUCAUAGUGAACUGUAACUUCGCACUAGUCCAUUCAAUAAUUCACAAUCCUGAUAUUUCAUUCACUUACACCAAUAUCGAUGCUAUGAAACAGACAGUCAGUCAAGAACUUCCUUACAAGGUGUACGGCACACAUGUCAGAGAAAUGAAUGACUACGACUGGCACACAUAUUCCUAUGAGAUACACAGUCAACCAAUUCUACACCAAGUAACGCAUCAGAACAUCACAUGUACACAUCAUCAUCAAGUAUUACAAUUUCAUGAGUUCGAGACGAAGAUCGAUGCUUCGAAAAUUCGGUUGUCGCAGUCAAUGGAAAUACUGACGACAUGGGUUUUAACACCAAUCAUCGUUGAUCAGUCGAUUGUGACCAACAAUGAACAAAGGGGUUCACCGCUUCCUCCAAGAGGAAUUCAUUAUCCACAUCAGUGUCGGUUAUUUGAAUGGCACAUUUCUUGGAUUGAUCGAUCCGGUCGAUACUUUGUCUCUAGUCUGGCUACUCCAGUAUAG
Messenger RNA from Trichobilharzia szidati, 1852 nucleotides. The record is from the annotation of a GenBank genome assembly. Lineage: Eukaryota; Metazoa; Platyhelminthes; Trematoda; Strigeidida; Schistosomatidae.